Molecule: messenger RNA, 1527 nt
Organism: Linum tenue
Lineage: Eukaryota; Viridiplantae; Streptophyta; Magnoliopsida; Malpighiales; Linaceae
Source: the annotation of a GenBank genome assembly
CCCAAAGUCCGUCACUCGCCCGAGAACACCCGCUCGAUCCCUUCGUUGCCCACUUGCCCUCCACCACCAAAGUCAGAACGCCGGCCUUUUUUUUACCCGGGAGAGCGACGAGAUAGGAAGAGAGCCGGCCGGGGAGGCGGAAGAUUCACGCGAUGGAAUCCAAAUUGGAAGCAGAAAUGGCGGAGCUGGAGCGGGUCCAAAACCGGAUCCUCCAGCGGAUAGCCAAACUCGAGCUCGCCCUCCACCUCCCCAACUACCUCCACGAAGACGAACUAACCCAACUUCACCCGCCGGCGUCAAAUUGCUGCCGGGAGACUAACGCCGGCGGCGCGACGGAGGAGCGCCUCUCCUCCAUUCUCCGUUCCAACGGCGUUACUGACUUCGCUUUCAAGCGAGUCCCAUCCGAUUACUACGAUUGGCCGUUCGAGUCGCGCCGGGACGUCCUCGGCGCUGCCUCCAUUCAUCACCUCUGCAAAAGCAUCGUCCUGGUUAAUACGCAGGCGACAUCGAAUGUAAUUGAUUGCAGCGACCGCAAUAACUCCAAGUAUUACGUUGUUGUAGUUCAGUAUACAGCUAAAUUCAAUGCUGAAUCUGUUAAGAACUAUCUGUACGCACUCAACGAAGGCAAGGUAGCAAAGAAGAAAUUCAACAUGAGGCUUGCACCGGAAGAGACGUCUUUCCAGCUGACCGGGUUUGAGCACAAUGCAGUUACAUGCGUCGGCAUGAAAACCGACAUACCAGUGAUUUUGGACGAAGCAAUUGUGAAACUGCACCCGGAUUACUUCUGGUUGGGCGGUGGUGAAGUCGAUCUGAAGCUUGGAAUACGGACCCCCCAAUUCACCAAUUUCGUUAAGCCAUUCGUAUUCAGCUGCAGUAGUAGCACAUGACUAUCCCCUGCAGCAGUACAAGACGAAAGGUUCCUGAUGAGAAAAUGGAAGGGUGGUGUUCCCCAAAUGAUUUCUCAGUCCAGGAAAUGAAGUUGGUGCAUCUGUAAGGCUACAUCUUUUCCGUUAUACAUGUCUGGUUGGCUUCACAAAUACAGAAGUUUCUGCCUUUGUCGAUGCUUCCUAUAACAGGUCAUGAGUUUGAGCAGUACAAAAAAGUGUCUGUAUUCACAGCAUUUAUCUAAUAUUUCUGUUCGAUGAUCUGCUGAUGAUAAGAAAGGUACGUAAGAGGCCCUUUCUUGUCUUGUGCCUAAUUGGAUACAGAAGGGAAUGGAGGAACUGAUUCUUCACAACUUGGUGCUGUAGGGAGUUGGACAAAGAAACAUGAUGGUCAGCCAUGGCGGUAGACCCAUGUCAAGUUUGUCUGUAUGGUACCAUUAAACAUCAUGUGUUGAGCCAUUAACUUCCCCAACCACCGUAUCAUUUGCCAUUCUCUUUUGUGGUAGGUUUGUAGCAUUGCUUAAUUAUUAUUUAGAACCUAGCUACAACCAUUCACUUGGUCAUAUAAGUAAGGGCGAACAAGAUUUGUUAGAUUUGUUUGUUUUAUCGUAAGGUGCUAUUUAAGACAUUCAAAUUUGGGAUC